This is a messenger RNA of Sorghum bicolor (sorghum), 988 nucleotides long. RefSeq lists its product as uncharacterized. NCBI's taxonomy places the organism in Eukaryota, Viridiplantae, Streptophyta, Magnoliopsida, Poales, Poaceae. The transcript has 3 exons. The coding region runs from base 1 to 792 and encodes 263 amino acids. The record is from RefSeq and is a predicted model, not a curated record.
AUGUCGGAUGGAUGGUUUAUAUUUGACCAGCUUAAAAUCGGCUCAUAUAAAAACCGGCCAAACCCUAGAGCCUCUGGUUUCUUCACUCCCUCUCCUCUCCUCCUUACACACAGCGGCGGCGGCGAGCGGCGCCGGGAUCACGCAGCAGCGGAGCUCCAGCUCGGCCAGCACAGCGGGGUCGCAGCGAAAGAGCGACGGCAGCGGCGUGGCCAAUGCGAGCGCGAGGGACGGGCGGAGAAUGCUGGAUCCCGUGUGGGAGUGGAUCCAGGCCCCGCCGCCGCCGCGCUGCUUGUGCUUAGCAACCGCGUUGGCUCGCCGGAUUCGGCUCUGCUUCACAGCGUGACAAGCCUGGCGAACAAGCUGCACCCAGUCGUCGACGCGGCCGACGGGUCUCCCGCAGCGCUCGAGGAUGCUGGCGGCCGAGACCUAGGCGCCGGCUUCGUUGCGGACGUCGUGGAGCUCGAUGUCGAGGCCUGGCACGGACUCCCAGCGGCGGCGCCACGACGGCGACAGCACAGACGUGCGCACCACGUCGCCGGCUGGCAGGCCGCCGAGGAUCUUGUUGAGGACGUGCGUCGGGAGGUCACGCAGGAGGUCCACCGCACGCUCCGUCGGCUGCGAUGGCUGAGAUUCGCCAGGGGGAAGCAUGGUUUGGUGGCUGGAUCCACUGAUUUGAUUUCACGCCGAAAUAAUCUUGUCUAUGUGUUGAGCAUUUGGACUUCCGUUGGCAAUCAGUGUGGUGUUUCUUAUAGUUGUAUUAUACACUGCUUUCUAGUAGGUAGGAUGUUCUAGUGUUUUCACUAAAUAUAUAGUUGUAUUAUAUAUAGUUGUAUUAUACACUUUUUUUGUUAGCUUGAUGAAUAUUCAAGAUGUUGAAAGGGCUAUGCUCUUUGUCAUUUUGGACAUGUGACUUAGAUAUAGCGUGAUGUAUAUUGCUACCUGGAUGUAUGAGUUUGACAAUAUAUUUUGCAACUUGGAAUUUUGUCAA